AACAAGACAAAGUGAGUCAUCUACCAGAUACUACACCAAAAGAUGGAUGCCAAAAAGAAGAGAAAACUGAGCAGAAAAUGCUUAAUAGUAGAGGGCGGAAAGAGAAGAACACCAAAGAGACAGAUGUAUACACCUUCCCAGGAGACUCUGAGCCAGAGAGUCCACCGCCUGGACCUUGGGCGCACUGCACCUUCAUCCAGCGCCGAAGAAAAAAGAGGGCUAUAUUGAGGCCUUUCUCUGGCUUAGACACUUGGCAACACACAACGGCAACCGGCAGAAGGACCAGAGGAAAACCCUUAGGAUCAAAGGAGCAUAGGAAAACCACAAAGGUUGGGGAAAGUAAGUUCAAAUUUAAAGAGGAAGAGGAAGAGAAGGUACGAGGAAGGCAAAGGUCAGUAGUUCAUCACCAACUGGAUGGAGACCUCUCCCAAGAUAUUUUUACAUGUGUAGAAUGUAGCAUUUACUUCAAGAAACGUACCCAUCUACGUGAACACAUGCGAGAGCAUGGCCAGGUCGGUGGAUCUGGGAAGAAUUUGCAAUUUGGAGAGAAAGACUCUUGGAGUGGACUUCUUAAUAAAAAUGCUUUUGAAUGCAUAGAGUGUGGUCUGGAGUUUGUAGACAAGGUAUUGCUGCAAGAUCACCAGCAAUGCCACGAGGAGUCACGGCAGCAAAUCCUUGAAGAGAUUGGAAAAUUAAAGGAGGGGGACAAGGGGGUGGCAGAGCAAGCAAGUUGCAGUAAGGCAAUGGAGCCAGUCAUCCAAGAGUCAACGGAGGUCAGCCAGUUUGUGUGUCUUAAGUGCAACUUUAGCUCUGAUUUGCCUCAAGAAUUUGCUGAGCAUGCCAAGAUGCACAACACCCGAACAAGGGCUGGUGUCUAUCGAACUUCACCCCGAUUUCAGCAGAAGUCCUGCAAGAAAGGACAGGUUCAGUCCUCUGCAGCUGCUACAUCAACUUUUGUCACAUCUCCUCUCAACAAGAGGUACCCCAUCCGAACAUCAAAAAAAUCUAAAGAAACACAGCCUGAAAGUGGCCCUUCACAGGUGGACUCUAGUUCAUUGUCUUGCCAAAAUGCUUCUACAACCCCAGGGGAGGCCACAGACCAACCUGGUAAAGCAAGUUUGAAUGACAACACAGACCCGGUUGAGGAGUUGAGACAAACCGAAGAGGCCAGGACAACUGUGGCUAAUCUCGUGAAAGAGAAUGUUCCACAACUUCAGCAUCUCAUGUCAUCUCUGCCAAAUCAAAGGGCUGCUCCACGUCGUAAGGAUGUGGCAUUCAAGAGCAUAGGGAAUAAAUGCACAAUCCGGGCUAAAAGGGGUAAACGUGGGCGCACAAGAGCGAGUACAAGACUGGAUCCUAAAUCCACCCUUACUCCCAUUAUGAAAAAACGAGUCCAAAUCUCGAACCAGACUGAAGAUAAGGGCCAGACAGAAGACAUUCCAACACCAGAACCAGAACAUGAUCCAAAACAAGACUCCAAAAAAGACCCUGUGGAGGUACCUGCCCUGGCCUUGCAGCUGAAGAACAGCUUCUCAGCCAGCCUCCGAGGGCCAGCAGAGAGGCUGGGGUUGCUUGAGGGGCAGCAAGCCCAGCUAAGAAACAAGUUGCCCCUCAUCCUCAUAGAGUUUCUCAGCUCUGACCUCCAAACUCCCCUCUCAUGCAGCAAGGUGAUGGGGAUGGAGCCACCUGCAAAUGAUCCAGAUCUCAAAUCCAACUCCUCCUCACAAAAGAAGAACAGCAAAAAGCUUGAAGCACAGGAGGAACCCAAAGUCAAAGUCAAAUCUGAUAGUCAGGAGAAGAGUGUAGAAGGCAAACUUGUUGCUGCAAAGCUAGAGGAUGAUGAGGAUGAUGAUGAUGAUGAUAUUAAUGCUGAUGAAGAUGAAGAGGAUGUUGUCAAUCGCCUUAUUGGUGCAUUAACUGAGGAAGAUUAUGAUGAUGAUGAUAGAGAGGGGUUGUUGAAGAAUGUGGAAAGAAAAUGCCCUUAUUGCUCGGAUCGAUUCCAUAAUGGCAUCGGACUAGCCAAUCAUAUUAGGGGUCACCUGAACAGAGUGGGUGUUAGUUACAAUGUAAGGCACUUUAUCUCCCCAGAAGAGGUCAAUGCUAUUGAGAAGAAAUUCUCCUAUCAGAAAAAGAAGAAAAAAGUCGCCAACUUUGACCCAUCAACCUUCAGUGUAAUGAGAUGUGAGUUCUGCAGUGCUGGCUUUGACACCAGGGCUGGUCUCUCCAGUCAUGCCCGAGCCCAUCUGAGAGACUUUGGCAUCACCAACUGGGAAGUCACAGUUUCUCCCAUUAACAUUCUCCGAGAGCUUUUUGCCAAGCAUCCAGAUCUUGUUCUACCUACUGCCAUCACUCAUACUCUCCAGUCAGAUCAAGAACAAAACUCUGAUGAGGAGCAAGAGAGCAGGAAAGACAUGAAGGAUGAGGAGAACAUGACAGCAGAACCCGCCACUCUUUCUUCUGACUCUCCAAAACUGCGCUGGAAGGAAGAACACAGUAUCAGUGAAUUGGAGGGUGGAGAGGAGGCAGAGGAUGGAGAAGAAGAAGAGGAGCCCCAAAUACCUGUUACAGAUAAAUUGGCCACAAGUCCAGGAGAAAAGACCCUGUUCUCUAUUGAGGAAAGGAGCCCUGAAUCCAAAGAGACAGACGCUAUGGGCUCUAACCUGUUGAAAUGUGAGUUUUGUGGUGCUACCUUUGAGACUCGUCGUGGUUUGUCCAGCCAUGCCCGUUCUCACCUACGGCAGCUCGGCAUCAGCAUGUCGGAGAACAGUGGUGCACCCAUUGAUCUCCUCUACCAGAUCACUAAGGAACGCUCCAUUGAUGCUCACUUCACUGGCACCUCUUCUACUGUGGAGUCUCCUAAGAAGCCUCAGCACCAUGCCCAUAUUGUUCCUAUACCUAGCCCCACAAAAGAUGUUGAAACUGAAGAAGGGCUGCAGGAUACCAAGCCCACUGUCCCAUUCUCUAUUGCGGGUUCCACUAUUAAAGUUUCCUCUUCCCCAACUACUCACUCUGCAGCUGGCUCUCUGCCUUCCUCUCCAUCCUCCCCAGUACUGAGAAAGGCUCCCAUCUCUUCCCUGCUACCUGUGUCUUUCCCACUGCGAUCCCGGGAGCAUAAGACCAUAGGAAAGAACCAGUCUACAAAUCAUUCCAGUCCGAACAAACCAUUCUGGGCACCGCAAGAGACGGAUGCCCCUUUGAAUCUUACAAUGGACGUGGACUCUAAAGACAUUAUUUGCCAGUUGUGUGGUGCGUGGUUUGAAACAAGAAAAGGCCUGUCGAGCCAUGCUCGUGCCCAUUUGCGCCAUUUUGGGAUUGAGUACUCUGAAUCCAAGGGCUCCCCCAUUGACUUACUCAACCGGUUCAUCUUGACUGAUGACUUUAAACACAGAGCAAAUUCUUUUCUCUCAGAUGGUCCUGAGGACCUAAGGUCCCAGAAGAGCAGCAUGACUUCCCUCCAACCCUCCACUUCCACUUCCUGUAAGAGAUCCCUUCCCUCCAGCCCUGUCCUAUAUAAAAUGGCAAAUUCUUCUUUGAAGACAACCAUUGGCUCCAAAGCUACAUCCUCUUCUUCCCGCCCCUUAUUGGGCCCACCUCCAAAGAAGCGGAAACCCUCUUCAUUGCAAGUCCUUCGUUUCAGUAGUGGAGAAGUGAUGUCUUUUCCUAUAGAGCCAAUGAAAGAUGUGGGCUGUGAAUUCUGUGGAGAACUUUUUGAGAAUCGCAAAGGCCUCUCCAGUCAUGCCCGCUCCCAUCUGCGCCAACUUGGGAUCACCGAAUGGUCUGUGAAUGGCUCACCUAUUGACACACUAAAAGAGAUUAUUGUUCGUCGAGGCCUACCUUCAAUCAUGCCUCUAAAGUCCCCCAAAUCUCAGAGCCCAGGACUGUCUCGGCCAGGGAAUGUGCUUGGGCGCCAGCCUUUGCACUUUGCCCAAACACCAAGCGAUGAUCAGCCUACUAACCGCAAAAUGUCUCCUUCGACAUCCACUGCCAGUUCUUCCCCAACCUUAGAGCUGGUUAAACUGAAACCAGAGCCUAAAAUUGUAGAGAUUACCAUGAAAGAAUCAGACAUUGGAGUAAAUGAAAGCUACAACCCAGAGUCACUACAUUCCAGUUUAAACACUUCAGACAGUAUUUAUCCAGUCAACUUGGUUAUGACUCAGGAGAAGGAACCUUCCCGUGAUAUUCGCUGUGAAUUCUGUGGCGAAUUCUUUGAAAACCGCAAAGGCCUCUCAAGCCAUGCACGUUCACACUUGAGGCAUAUGGGUAUCACAGAGUGGUCUGUGAAUGGCUCGCCAAUUGACACACUGUGGGAAGUCAUGAGGAGGCAAGGCACUACCCCUGCAUCUGUUGCCUUGGGCAUAAAGGAGGAACCGGGACAGGAUGGUGGGAUUUCAAUGAACAGUACAGGCUAUCAGUCCUCUGCUCUGUCCCGUAAGUCACCUCUUAACCUGCUCCACUCUGGUUCACGCCUCCAUAAGCAUGGGCUGGGAAGCAUUGCCUUAUCCUCCAACUCACCUGUGGGGAAGAUUUUUGGAGUGCCUCCGUUGAAGAAGAAGGUGAUGUUGGAGGAGGGACCGCCAGGAGAAAAACUGCUCAUCCAAUCUAGAAACUUCUUGCCUCCCUCACAGGACUAUUCAUUUAAGGGUAAAACCUCAACGGAGAAGCAUGGGGUAGGCCACAUGGAUGCCAGUUGUGAACUCUGUGGAUUCUACUUUGAAAACCGGAAGGCGCUGGCCAGUCAUGCUCGAGCACAUUUACGACAGUUUGGCGUGACAGAAUGGUGUGUAAAUGGUUCACCUAUCGAGACACUGAGUGCCUGGAUACGCAGCCGUCCACAGAAGGCAGCAGAGAUGCAGCAAAGUUAUGCACAAGGAGCCCGUUAUACCCAAAAGAAAAGGUGCAGUUCCACUCUCUCACCGUCCUGCGACUCUGACCCUUCUUCAACUGUUUCCCAAAAGCCCACUGUGGCCAAGUGGGCAUCUCUCACUUUGCCUCAAAAGAGAGCAGUUGGACGCGAUGUCAACAGUUGUUCCUGGGGAUUAUCGUCACGGGGAACAGAUACAAAAAUCAGGAGUGGAACUUCCACUCAGCAUGGCCUUAUUCCACAGCCUGGCAGUCAGCGUUCCAAUAAUACCCUUCCACAUGCGCAGGUGGCUCAUAGUGAACUCAACGUGCGUUUGCCACGAGGAUUUGAGAGACGACCACUUAAACACCCGUCACAUUCUGAAGGAGGGGAGGGAGAGAGUGGCCCCCCAAAGCCUCGCUCCAGUACCAUUCCUGCCCUUGUGCCAAAGCCACCCUCCACCCGACUGGUUAGCCUUGUGGGUAAAAUUUACUCACUCAAGUGUCGGUUCUGUGACGUGGAGUUUCACGGCCCUCUCUCGGUACAGGAGGAUUGGAUCAGGCACCUACAGCAGCACAUCCUCAAUCUUAACUACAACAAGACUGCAUCACGUGCAAAUGACACUCCUGCCCAAAGUGAUCCUCCUAAUCCCAAGCCCGUAGUCUUAGCUGCUACCUCCACUUGCACUACAUCCCCAUCUGCACCCUCCCCAAAGCCUGCAACUAUGCCCACAUCAGCCUCUACACCUACACCCGCUCCCAACCAAUCCUCCGUGGGGCAGCCGGCCACAGCAGAGCCACUUCCUUCUCCUGCUAAUUAGGCCAUGUGUCCUUCCUACAUAUGUAUAAGAUGUCAUCAUCUUCAUCAGUUAUUUCCAUAAUUUGUUUCUGUUUUACUCAUCCUGAUCAUUUAAAUCUUGAUAAAAGGGAGAGAUUUUUCAAAAAAUCUCAGCUAGCGACCCACUUGCCCUGACCUACAUCGCAAGCAUCUGUUAAGAUUCGUGUUGCCAUGGCAGUUUUUAUCUCCUUUUCAUCUCGUAAGAAUCGGUAUUUAUAAACAA
Molecule: messenger RNA, 5900 nt
Organism: Carassius carassius (crucian carp)
Lineage: Eukaryota; Metazoa; Chordata; Actinopteri; Cypriniformes; Cyprinidae
Product: protein Wiz-like
Exons: 13
Coding region: 78-5660 (1860 amino acids)
Biological process (GO): regulation of transcription by RNA polymerase II
Cellular component (GO): nucleus
Molecular function (GO): DNA-binding transcription factor activity, RNA polymerase II-specific; RNA polymerase II cis-regulatory region sequence-specific DNA binding
Source: RefSeq, a predicted model, not a curated record